Alternaria atra is the source of this 1410-nucleotide messenger RNA. RefSeq lists its product as uncharacterized. The record is from RefSeq and is a predicted model, not a curated record. The transcript has a single exon. NCBI's taxonomy places the organism in Eukaryota, Fungi, Ascomycota, Dothideomycetes, Pleosporales, Pleosporaceae. The coding region runs from base 1 to 1410 and encodes 469 amino acids.
AUGUUACAGUCUCGCAAAUUCUACCUUUCUCUUGUCGGCGUUGUUGCAUGGUCAAGCACAGCUGCAGACUCAAUCUUAUCUAUUCUGGAAGCAGCGUCGUUUUCUUCGGCUCAAUCAUCCCUGGUCAGCAUUGCCGCCUUAGCAGGCACUUUCGACGUCGUCUCUCUUUGCUGCGUUGGCUUCUACAUAUUCCACAAUGUAGGGAAUGUCCGCGGGGCUCUGGAACGAUCCGGGCGAGCAAGAAAGGCUCUUGUAGCCACUAGCGUCCUCAUAUCGGGCGCUGCGCUGGUGCUUUCCCUCAUCUUGAUCAUUAUGAUCAAGUCAAGAUGGGUAGAGGUUACUGCUGGUCCCUCCAGUGGGCCAGUCUCAAACUGGGACAGCCAUGUCUCAGGACAAAUAGCUAUCUGGGUCAUCUCUUGCCUCAGCCAGAUUGUUCUGUACACUUCAUCCCUGUGGAACCGCAAGACGCCUAAAGUCCAAACCGUCAUCACAUCAGGCCCUCGUGACUCAGUCAUGAGUGAGCUGCGAACUUCGCGGCCAAACAACCUCCACUUUGCAGAGCCUGUCCAACCUUCGUCUCCUUUGGCCGCUCAUCAGCAACCUGAGGUUCUAGGAGCCUUACCUUCGCCCACCUUCUCCACUCGCUCAUCACAGUCACUCAAAUCUUUCCGAGAUUCUCUUCGCCAUGUAGUUCGCCCAGUCACAUCGCGCACUGCUCUGAUUAGCCAGAAAUCUUUCACCAAAGAUGCCCCGGUCAGUAUCUAUUCGAAUCGACAGUCAAUCGAUACUAUCUCCCAUUCGGAUGGUUUCGAUAGCUGGGACACAAGCAGUGUCAGCCUUCCGACGCGCGAUGUCGUUCUGCAAGCAGCACCAUCAAGAGGCACGACUUUGGAGCCAAUCCCUGGUAGUCGUCCAAACUCGCCUGCGCGCGCAUUGGACGGUCCUUUCCUCUCAGAGCUUCCAGAAGAGGACGACGAAGACUUGGCCCCGCCUCCCAGGAUGAUGCCAGACAUCUCGCGCCCCCCAAGUCCAGCAUGCAGCGAGGCUCACAUUCACCCGCUAUUUAGGUCAGAAAGUCCGUCGGGUCUGCCACCUCCAGCGGCAACGCCUGGUACGAGCAUUAUGGCCAGUCCAUACUCAAACCAAGCUAUCGCAUGCCCUCCACGAUCGUUUAGCCGGAUGAGGUCGAACAGUAAUCUCAGCCAAACUGCUGUAGGCCCUCCCUCUCUCCACCAGGCCAGAAGCUUUACUCGCGAACGCGCGGCAAGCCUACAGUCCAAGUCUAGGAGUCCAUCUCCUCCUAGCCGGGCAAUGACACCUCCAAUCCCCGACUUCGUGCUCAACUCCUCCCCACGAAGCAGCAUGAGCGGCCCCCGCCGAGUUACCCUACAGUACUCCCCAGAUCGAUGA